Molecule: messenger RNA, 543 nt
Organism: Mesorhabditis spiculigera
Lineage: Eukaryota; Metazoa; Nematoda; Chromadorea; Rhabditida; Rhabditidae
Source: the annotation of a GenBank genome assembly
AUGACGUUCAACCAUGAAUCGACCGGCCCGACAGCUCAAGCACCUUCCGCCGGCGCGAUCCGGGCCAAGAGACAGUCAGUUCCGGGCCCUAUCUAUGAAGAGGAGGUCGUACUGCUCGACGUCGACUUCCUAGACCCAUUUUUUGCAUUUUUCCAGCAGGACAUUGACGAAAUCAUUGCCUAUUUUGAAAAACAACAGCAUGACGAGUAUAAUGAUUAUUAUUAUGAUGACUAUAACCAGACGAUGAACGACACUGACACCUGGGAUUGGCGUACUACCGCCUUCUACGUCUGCAAGAACUUUUACUACUACAAAUCCGGCGUGUACACCACGGAUUGCGACCCGAAUAAUCCGGACUAUGAGGGAGGGCACGCGGUGACGAUUGUUGGAUACGGCACCAGCUCGCAGGGAGUUCCCUACUGGCUCGUCCGCAACUCGUGGGGUACGAACUGGGGAAUGCAGGGCUAUUUCUGGAUGAAACGCGGCACCGACCCGUCCAGCUUCGAGUCGUGGGGCAACACCGACCCACACACUCACGCCAUG